UCAUUAGUUUCAUCACCAUGUUCUCCAAAGUAACUUCCCUGGUUCUGGUUGCGACCUUCUCCGUGGCGUUGGUGUCCUGCAACCCAACUCCACAAAGCGAAGACAGCAUCACUUACGGAGCGGAAGUCAACGGUCAGGACGUUCAGCGAGCGGCCUUUGCAAACCAACAACGUUACGUGGUCUUCAACAACAAACGAUCGACGUUCUUCGAGGCAUGGCGCGCCUGUAUGUCCUUGGGACUUCGGCUGGCCACGGUCAACAGUGCCCAGGACGAUGCGGCUCUUCUGGUGGCCCUUCGUGACGCAGGAACUCACCACAAGGGGCCGUGGUUCAUCGCUGGAACGGAUUUGGGCAAGGAGGGAAGCUUCGUUUGGUUGACCACAAACCGGGAGGUCGGCUAUGGAUCGGGAUACGUCAACUGGCAGACCGGGGAACCGAAUAACGCUGGUGGAAAUGAGCACUGCAUCGAAGUUGGACACUUUGAUAAUACUCUGUGGAAUGACAAGAACUGUAACGAGCAGCGUGCGUUCGUUUGUGAAAGAGUUCAAUAAGUUUCAUUUAUUUUUCUAGAUGCGAUCAAUAAAAAAUACUUCGACAAUUUGAAAAAGGGUUUUGAUG
Messenger RNA from Culex pipiens pallens (northern house mosquito), 618 nucleotides. Its product is annotated as pulmonary surfactant-associated protein D-like. The record is from RefSeq and is a predicted model, not a curated record. Bases 18 to 551 code for a protein of 177 amino acids. Gene Ontology annotation, biological process: biological process involved in interspecies interaction between organisms. NCBI's taxonomy places the organism in Eukaryota, Metazoa, Arthropoda, Insecta, Diptera, Culicidae. Gene Ontology annotation, molecular function: carbohydrate binding. The transcript has a single exon. Gene Ontology annotation, cellular component: external side of plasma membrane.